GAAGAACGUGUGUAAGCAGGGGCUCUUACUGAUCCAAGUUAGGAGCUCUCAGCUGCUAGCCUUGGCCCAUCAUGUAAGUGCCUGCCGAGGUUUCUUUGCAGAGCGCUUGCAGAAUUUACCCCGUUUUCUUUGCUUUUUGCGUGGCGUGCAAUUGCAAUCUCAGCUUUUGCACGGAGAAGAGCGCAUCCGACGCCCAAAGGUACGGAGUGCAUGAAGAUCGGAGCUUGUAUGUUGCACCAUUGUUGCAAAGCAAGCCGCUUGAAGCCUCACUGCGAGGACUAGAUGGAGGGAGGGAGCGACAAGGAAGGCAAAGUCUUUUGUGCUUCCCCUUCCCCCAACAACCCGAAAGGGGAGAUGUCCGUGCCAAAAGCAGCAGGUAAAAAGAAGCCACCUCUCCGGCUUCCAAAAGAUGUGUUUGAUAAACCCCAGCCUGCACCUACACCCCCAAGAGACCUGGACUCCAAAGCCUGCGUUACCAUUGGCGAAAAGAACUUUGUGGUGAAAGCAGAUGAUUUGGAGCAGAUUGGGGAGUUGGGGCGAGGGGCGUAUGGAGUGGUGGACAAGAUGAGACACGUCCCCAGUGGCGUAAUAAUGGCAGUAAAGCGGAUCCGGGCCACAGUAAACACACAGGAGCAGAAACGGCUGCUAAUGGACCUGGACAUCUCGAUGAGAACAGUCGACUGCUUUUUCACUGUUACCUUCUAUGGGGCCCUCUUCAGAGAGGGUGACGUAUGGAUCUGCAUGGAGCUGAUGGACACCUCUCUGGAUAAGUUUUAUAAGCAGGUGCAGGAGAAGGGUAUGACCAUCCCAGAUGACAUCCUUGGGAAGAUCACAGUCUCUAUUGUAAAAGCAUUGGAGCAUCUCCACAGCAACCUGCAAGUGAUACACAGAGAUGUGAAACCCUCUAAUGUCCUGAUAAACAUGCAGGGCCAGGUGAAAAUGUGUGAUUUUGGCAUCAGUGGGUACCUGGUGGAUUCAAUGGCAAAGACAGUGGACGCUGGCUGUAAACCAUACAUGGCGCCUGAGAGAAUCAACCCUGAGACCAAUCAGAAAGGCUACAAUGUCAAGUCUGAUAUUUGGAGUUUAGGAAUCACAAUGAUUGAGCUGGCCAUUCUGCGGUUUCCCUAUGACUCAUGGGGAACGCCAUUUCAGCAGCUCAAGCAGGUGGUGGAAGAUGCGUCGCCCCAGUUGCCAGCAGACCGGUUCUCACCCGAGUUUGUGGACUUCACAUCACAAUGCUUAAAGAAAAAUUCCAAAGAGCGGCCAAACUACACAGAACUAAUGCAACAUCCUUUCUUCACCCUCCAUGACUCCAAAGACACCGACGUGGCUAGCUUUGUGAAGAGCAUCCUCGGGGACUGAGUGCAUCCCUCUCGGCAAAAAUUGUGUUGCCGCGGGGGGAGGGGAGAGACUGGACUGUUUCAGAAAAGAAAACACCAAUAGCAAGACUAACACCUGUAAGACACGCCCACCUCAGCUACCAGGAGUGUACAUGCAUUCAAGAGGGGCUGGGGGACAGAAACUGAGGGGGGCAGGGCGUUUCCUAGCAACACACCGGAGUAGGGCAUGGGACGGGAAUCUUAGUACGUGUGUGCAUGUAUGCGUGUGAAAUUGCGUGUGUGCGUUUGUAUGUGUGAAUUAUAUGCCUGAUUGUAUGUGCAUACAUGAGCAUUAAAAGGUUUUACAGUCCCAAGUCUUAUUUUCAAUUCACACUUAAUCAAUUGUUCAAUCGUAGUCAAAACUGAGCUUUACCUCUCAAUCCAAAAAGCAGUUUUAAUAUCAGGUGAGUCUGUUAUAGAUGUAUGUUGAGUUUUCCCCAGUGGCACUUCAGUGUAUUCAACAACCAACAACAUCUGGAUCUCUUUAAAAUAAAAUGAAAUAUAAAGAGAGAGAGACUGGUAUAGAUAUAUUUAUCUAUUAUCCAUAUAUGUGUAUAUACUCCAAAAAUAUUUCUUGAAUUUGUUUAAUGAGUUCAUUAGGACAAUAUACUGUGUUGGCUGCAAGGAGUAAGUUAUAUCAAAAGAAAAAUGGAUGAAUGAAACAUCUGUUUCCUCUGUAUUUGCAGAAGGCUGCAUCAUUGAAGGCUGAUGUCAGAUCAGUUUAGAACGCAGUUGGAAUAGUGAGGGUCAGGAACUAGUCCCACAGAGCUGUUUCUGAAUCAGAUGUUAAAGGAUAGUUAACCCAAAAAUGAAAAUUCCAUAAUUUACUGUUUCUGUCACCGUUUUCUUUUUUUCUACAUUUUAAAAAGGCAGAAGAAAAAGUAAAACAGGUUUGGAACAACAGGGUGAGUAAAUGACAGAGUUUUCAUUUUUGGGUUAACAGUCUCUUCACUGGUCAGAAGUGAAGAUCUUUGCUUUGCCUGCAAAUCCUAAUUGCAGUUUUUGCAAACACUGCUUUCCAAAUACCCUCCACGAACUUUGUGUGUGAAUGGGUGUACGUAUGUGUGUGGUUUAUUUGCUACUUGUCUAUACCAAGGUAGUUUUGGGGCAAAAGGUAUCUAUCUGUUGGCUACAUCUAGUCCUCUCUGUUCUGAGCCAGUCAAAAAAAAUCUCACUCUUUUCAACUGCAAUCAAACUGGAAAUGAUUAUAUUAUUAUUAUCUUAUUUUAUUAUUAUUAUUAUUACACACACUGCAUAUGUAUUAACCGUAAUGAGGUGUUUUGCAGUUUCUGUACGUGUUGUAACUGCUGUUUUUCUCAUUGGAAACUUGACAAUUUCAUUUAAAUUUUAAGGUUGUGUGCAGGAGUGUGUGUGUGUGUGUGUUGAAGUACGAGCGUGUGUGUGUACAUGUAUGCAUGUGAGUGUUAUAUACAAGUCUGAACACACGUAGCUGACACUUUCAAAGCCUCACUGUGACUCGGAAGCCUGAUUUUGUGCCUCUUUGUAGAAAAAAAGCAAAAAAGAAUUCACCUACAGUACAUUCAUACAAACUACAAAACCCACGCUGCUUGUGAUACAAAGACAUGCUUUGCUUUCCUCAGGCUUUGGAUUGUGGUGAGGGGUCUGUUGCUUUGCUUUCUGGGCUACUGAUUUUAUUCUCCCGAAAUAUUCUGUAAGAUGGAGAUGAUGUAUGUGUGCAUGUGUGUUUGUUUUGUUUUGAUUUUAUGUUUUAUUUCUUUUGGGUUGUUAGGGUCUAUUUUUUGUUGUUGUCUUGUGACCACUGUAUAGAAUGGAUAACACUGCUGAUUUGCCUGUAAUCGUUCUAUUGUUUGAUUCAAACAUAAAUGUUAUCAUAUCUUCGCUGCUUCUUUGGCUAUACGUUACAAUUAAAUCAUGUGUCUUUUGGGGGGUGGGGGGAUUCGUACAAAACAUUCCUAUUGUACACAAAUAUUCUGCAUAUAUCCCCAUAUGUAUGCAGAAUAUUUGUGUACAAUAGGUAUGUGUUGUCAAACUUCACAAAAGUUGAUUUAUACUGAUGAAUCUUAUGACACCUGUCAAGAAAAUAUCCAGGUAAAUUUCACCCCCAAAAAAUAAAAUUAUUUAUUCAAAAUUCUGUUUAUAAAUAGAAGUUAAAAAGUGGCAAAGAAGCUUAGUUUAGGACCUUAAAGGGAUAGUUCACCCAAAGAAUCUCAUUUACUCACCCUCAUGCCAUCAAAAAUGUGUAUGACAGACUUCUGCAGAACAACAUUUUGCCCCUGUAGGGCCAAAAAUGUGAAACUUUGAAAAUGCAUAAAAGUAAUCUAUAAGACUCCAGUGGCUGAGAAACUGAUGAAUAAUUAAGUCGGUUUUUACGAUAAUUUCGCUGUAACUUUCUGCAUAUUGCGGCUCCGUUUUGUUGUCCGUUAUGCAUAACGCGGCGGCGCAUUUUAGCUUAAUGCGGCCCAUUCAGCACAUUUCGCGGCCGGCCCACUCGGAUCUCACGAUGGUUAGUCUGCCCCUGAUCGGCCCCUUAAGUGCGUCGGCACACUGGGAAAAUGCCCGGUAUGCCAGAUUACCAGUCCAGCCCUGGCCAUUCCCCUUGAUCACAUUUCAGAGGUUUUCAAUGGGGUUCAGGUCUGGAGAUUGGGCUGGCCAUGACAGGGUCUUGAUCCGGUGGCCCUCCAGCAUUGCUGAAGCACCCCCAGAUCAUCACCGAUCCUCCACCAAAUUUCACAGUGGGUGCGAGACACUGUGGCUUGGAAGGACUCUCCAGAUCUCCGUCUAACCAUUAGAUGACCAGGUGGAGGAUCGAUGAUGAUAUGGUUGUGCUUCAGCAAGGCUGGAAUCAUACAGAUUCAUCUUUGUGAAGGAUGCAUGAAUCAAGACACAUAAGGUUAUCUUGGAAGAAAACUUGCUUCCUUUUGCUCCGACAAGAAUGUUCCCCAACUCUGAGGAUUGUUUUUUCCAGCAGGACAAUGCACCAUGCCACAUAGCCAGGUCAGUCAAAAGUGUGGAUGGAGGACCUCCGGAACAAGACCCUGUAAUGGCAAGCUCAAUCUCCAGAUCUGAACCCCAUUGAAAAUCUGGAAAAUAUAUCAUGGAAUGUGAUCAAGAGGAAGAUGAAUGGCCACAAGCCAUCAAACAAACCGAGCUGCUUGAAUUUUUGCACCAGGAGAGACAAAGUUACCCAACAGCAACGUGAAAGACUGGUAGAGAGCAUGCCGAGAUGCAGGAAAGCUGUGAUGGAAAAUUAAGGUUAAUCAGGGAUGAAUAUGAAAACACGGCCUCUUUUUUUUUGUUAUUUGGACCAGUUGUCAUUUUCUGCAAACGAAUGCUGUAAUUGGCCAUAUUUUUAUUUGGGAAUUGGGAGAAAUGUUGUUAGUACUUUAUAUAAUAAAACAAAAAUGUUAAUUUAUCAAACACAUACCUAUAAAUAGUAAAUUCAGAGAAACUGUUACUUUUGCAGUGGUCUCUAAAUCCAUAUAUAUAUAUUAUAAUUAUUAUUAUAUUGAAAUGUGCCCUGGGCAAGUUUUGUGAGAAUAACUGACAUACUAGUUUAGGUUUUAUGUUAUAUAUACGGUAUAUGCAAAAACAAUUAUAUGAAACAAAUAGCAAAUUAAUGAACACCUAAAACAUGCAGGAACUAACGUACCACUUCACAGACUUUUCUAGUUCUAGAAGUUUCUGUUCUCUGCUAAAACCGAUGACUGCUGGAUGCCACCAAAAUCUUUCCACUCCGUCUGCCUCCAAAAUCUUUCCAAUCCGUCUGCCUCAUUCAUCCAUAUGAUCAUUCCCAGCCAUCAUGUGUUAAAGGUAUGGAUUAGCUAAGUGAACACUGCCAUGAGAUGACAGUAUAAGUAAAGACAUUUAGCACAUGACCUUUGAAAAAGAAUAUAUUUUCUAUCUGUCAGUCUCUAUCCCAAUUUCUUCUCCCUUAAAUGCAGUUAUAUCAGUUCUUUAUUAUACGUCACCUUCUCUUUGAUGAAAGAUUUAGAGUUAGAAGAUUAUUCUAUCACACAUGGUCUUGUGACUCUGGUGUCCAUCCCAAAAUCCCCUCAGUGGCCACACUAUUUACUCAGUGUGGCAAGAAACCGGCCUGAACACCCAUGAAACAUAAUGCAGUUCUCAUCUUCACAGGUUGUCCAAUCCUGUCAAAGUUAUUAUGUAGGUGGAGGAUGCAACAUUUGUUGAGUUUUAUAUUAAGUUACAUUUGAGACUCAACCUAUGUGCCAUACUUUCUGGUAUUAUCAGAUAGUUCGCUAUGCUCAUUGCUUCAGUAUACAGUACAUUUUAAUCUAGUAAUAGGUCCUUGGUGUGAAUUUGUGAAUCCUCUAUUGGAUAAGCAGCAAUUUAUUAUUUUUUUUUUCAAGAGGGCCAGUUGUAUAUAUUCUUUAUUAAUGAAUGCAACAUUAAAUGAAUUAUUUCAUCAGAUAUCCAUGCAGGACGCCAUCAUAUAAUUAUUUUACUUUGUGUUUGACCCUUUAUGCCUGUUUUUUGUCUUUUCUUUCUAUCAUCUGUUCUUUGACAUGAAAAUGGCUAGCCACAUAUACACACACACUGUAUGUGACAAAAGUUGUGUCUCAAGGAGCUGUGUUUUUGUUUGAUUGUUAAUUAAAGGUUUACAGA
This is a messenger RNA of Xyrauchen texanus (razorback sucker), 5984 nucleotides long. RefSeq names its product mitogen-activated protein kinase kinase 6 (gene map2k6). The transcript is spliced from 12 exons. Lineage: Eukaryota; Metazoa; Chordata; Actinopteri; Cypriniformes; Catostomidae. Gene Ontology annotation, biological process: protein phosphorylation; MAPK cascade. The record is from RefSeq and is a predicted model, not a curated record. Gene Ontology annotation, molecular function: ATP binding; MAP kinase kinase activity. The coding region runs from base 283 to 1362 and encodes 359 amino acids.